UUGAAAGAAAAAAACUCAGCUCCUUCUUGAAAUCUUUACAUUAAUUAAAAAAAUUAUUAAAAAGUUCGUGAAUCUCCACCACUAACCCAUAAACCAAACCAAGCCCUAAUUUCCGAUGCAAAGUCAAAAGUAGAAGGCUAAUAAAACACAGUUUUUCUUGGGUAUUUUAAUGGCGGAGAAGCAAACUGAGACUGUUAAUUCUACGUUUCAUGGAGGGGAUGACGAUCAUAAUUAUUUAUACAGUCAGUUUUUUGCAGCUUUUAACGGCGUUAAGAGAUGGGCUUCUACUACUAUCUUCUUGUUCUUCUGCAUGCUUUUUCUUGGCGCCUUCUUUUUCAGAAUUGAUGUUUCAAUAAUCAGAGAUAAUUUUCUAAUUGGCACUAGAAGACCAAUUGAAUUUCCCCUAGAGUGCCCGGAAAAAGGCACACCAAUAACAUGCAAGGCCAAUUAUCCUGAGGUAUCGUCGCCGUCAUCAUCACCAGUUGCCGCAUGUCCGGACUAUUUCCGGUGGAUCCACGAAGAUCUACGGCCGUGGAAAGACACCGGAAUCUCGAGGGAAACGGUAGAAAAUGCGAAAAGAUUUGCAACUUUCAGAUUAGUGAUCAUUAACGGAACGGCAUAUCUGGAGAGAUAUCACCGGUCGUUUCAGACAAGAGAUUUGUUUACAUUAUGGGGAAUUUUGCAGCUUUUAAGGUUGUACCCCGGCAAAGUCCCGGAUUUGGAGCUGAUGUUUCAGUGCGGUGACAUGCCUGAGAUUCAGAAAAACGACUACCAAGGAGAGAAUGCCACGUUGCCUCCUCCUCUGCUGUUCCAAUAUUCUGGGAAUGAUGCAACUUAUGCUGUUACGUUUCCUGACUGGUCAUUUUGGGGUUGGGCUGAGGUGAAUAUAAGACCAUGGAAAAAUAUGAUAGAAGCAAUUAAAAAAGGAGCAAAGAAGAAGAAAUGGAAGAAUAGGAAACCCUAUGCAUAUUGGAAAGGAAACCCAUACGUUUCACCAAAUAGAGGAGACCUUUUGAGAUGCAAUGUCUCCGAUAAACAAGACUGGAAUGCUCGUCUCUAUGUCCAGGACUGGGUUAAAGAAGUAAAACAAGGAUACAAGCAUUCAAAAUUAGAAGAUCAGUGUGACCACAGAUACAAAAUAUAUAUAGAAGGAAGGGCUUGGUCUGUGAGUGACAAAUAUAUAAUUGCAUGCGAUUCCAUGACCUUGAUGGUGAAGCCUGUUUACUACGAUUUCUUCCUCAGAAGCUUGAUGCCAUUGCAGCAUUAUUGGCCUAUUAGUACACAAAAUAAAUGCCCUGAUAUCAAAUUUGCUGUCCAAUGGGGAAAUUCUCACCCUGAUAAGGCACAAGCAAUUGGGAAAGAAGGAACCAAAUUUAUUGAGGAAGACAUGAAAAUGGAAAACAUAUAUGCUUACAUGUUACAUUUAUUAAAUGAGUAUGCAAAAUUGCUAAAAUUCAAACCAGAAAUACCUAAAGGAAGAGUUGAAGUAUUAUGUGCAGAAUCCAUGGCAUGUAAUGAGGGUGGUUUGGUCAGAAACUUUUUGGAGGAGUCCAUGGUUUUGUCUCCAAGUACUUCACCUCCUUGUAAUAUGCCUCCUCCUUAUGACCAUUCUACCCUUCAACAUCUUUUUGAAGAAAAGGAAAACAUCACAAGAAAGAUUGAGAUGUGGGAGAAUGACUGGCAACACUUCAACAAAGGGAACAGCAAAAAUUAGUCUUCAACAGAGUAUGUUCUGUUUCCCAUAGAGUUUUUUUUUAUAUAGUAAAGGGUAAUUUUGGGUCAUAAAUUUAUGUCUCGGAAUUAAAUAGAUCCAGUUUGAUCAAUUAAGAUCAAAUAUAGAUUCAAAUCGAGAGAAAAAUAAGAAAAUUAUAGAUCUAUUUGAUCUUAAUGGAUGAAACUGGAUCUAAUUGAUAUUGCCACAUAAAUUUCUGGAGUAGAAUGACCCUUUUUUCUUAGCUUUUUUUAAUCAUCUAAACUAAUUUUGUGUGAAAAUGUAAAAUCUUGAAAUACUAUCCCACAGAAACAAAAAUAAAUUAAGGGGUAUAAUUAGUGGAGUCAAAGUAUGAAAUAGGUUCAAAAGAAAGAAAAGGAAUAACAAAAGUAAUUGUAAAAACAAGUGCAAUUUGUCAAAAGUAUUAAUUACUGUUAUUGUUAUUAAUUUUAUAGAUCACAAUUGUACUAAUAAUUUUAUUGUAUUAAGUGGCAUGGCAUGUGGUUUCCUGUUUCACAUCAGCUAAUUAUUGAAUUAAUUAAAUCUUGGACAAUUUUUUUAUAUUA
Molecule: messenger RNA, 2277 nt
Organism: Mercurialis annua (annual mercury)
Lineage: Eukaryota; Viridiplantae; Streptophyta; Magnoliopsida; Malpighiales; Euphorbiaceae
Exons: 5
Coding region: 170-1714 (514 amino acids)
Source: RefSeq, a predicted model, not a curated record